This is a messenger RNA of Perca flavescens (yellow perch), 1343 nucleotides long. RefSeq names its product ladderlectin. The coding region runs from base 126 to 692 and encodes 188 amino acids. The transcript has 8 exons. The record is from RefSeq and is a predicted model, not a curated record. NCBI's taxonomy places the organism in Eukaryota, Metazoa, Chordata, Actinopteri, Perciformes, Percidae.
GAGACACCUGUCAUCACUCACCUGUCUGGUACCUGAAGAGCACUUAACAUUUACCUGACCGCUGGUUCUCUCUUUUUCAGAUCUGUGAGCAUCCACCUCCCUCCAGACGUUCAUUAGCUUUCAUCAUGAAGAUUCUGCUGGUCCUCUCUGUUCUCCUCUGUGCUGCUCUGUCCAUCAGGGCUGCAACAGUUGUUCCAGCUGAGGGUGCUGCAGUACCACAGGAUAACAAACCUGCACCAGAAUCAGAGAUGGAUGCUGCUACUCAUGUUGCUGAUGGUAGAGGACCUGUUCGACCUCAAGCCCGUUUUGAUUUCUGCCUUGAUGGUUGGCUUAGUUUCCGUGGUAACUGCUACUUCUUAGCCAACCAGGUUUCUUCCUGGAGCAAUGCAGAGCGCUAUUGUGCCGGCUUUGGUGGCAGUCUAGCUUCAGUCCACAACGUCUUGGAGUAUAAUUUCCUCCAGCGUCUGGUCAAGACUGGGGGCCACACUUUUGCCUGGAUUGGAGGUUUCUAUUUCCAGGGUUGCUGGAGAUGGGAAGAUGGCUCAGUGUUUGACUAUACCAACCAGGGAUCAAUGAGCUCCACUUCCAGUUACCAGUGCCUGCAGGUCAACUCUCAAACGUCCAAGGGCUGGUCCAAUAACGGCUGCACCAUUAACUACCCAUUCGUCUGUCAGAUAAAGCCAAACUGCUAGUCGUCACAGUGUGUGCAGUGCUCCUCCUGACUUCUACAGAUGAUACUUAAGCUGCUGUUUGUUCUUUAUAUGACUGCAUGUCACUGUCAUGAUUUGGCUAAAAUUAUACAUACACACUAUUUGCAACACAAAUCUCAGCACAAAUGAAUCCAUUGUUGAUUGUAUUCUUUACAUUACAUGUGAUUUAGCCGACGCUUUUAUCCAAAGCGACUUACUAUUGAUAUAUAUGUCAGAGACUAAAAUAAAAAUGUCCACACAAUUUGCAAAAUUCUACUCCAAUGAGCAAAACACCUCCACAGAUUUGCACAUUACACACAAUGUCUGCUUCACCAUUUUUGCAAAACAUUACACACAGUGAUUUGUAAAACUCUCACACAUUUUCACACCUUAGACACAGAUAAGGAUUGUGAGGUCACUUCCUUGUCAUUACAAAGCCCCAGAUUGCCAAUGACCACACCAAUAUACACAUUGGAUAAACACAUCCACCAGGUGUGGAAGCACACGUGCUAAUUUGAAAACGCAGCACUCAGGUGUGCUAUAUGGCCUGAUCCAGCCAGACGGAGAGAUGAUGAAUAGUUACAGUAUUCUUGUUGCUUUUACAGUAGUUUUUCUUCAGAGUCAAAGUGUAUGUACUUCAUGCAGUAAUUUUUA